CCAUAUGUAGAAGAGCCUCGUAAUCGAUCUGGCACUAAUUUUAAAGAUGACAAUUCGCAUCAGCUGAUUGCAAGGUUUGAAACAGCUGUACAACAAUACAAGAUGGAGCUAAACACGCUGUUGUGUACAUUGUGGAUGGAGACUAUUGGAUCAGCAGGUGACAUACAGAAACGUACUCAGCAUAAAAACAUUGCUCUAACACUUGGCAGGAAUGAAUUCAGAGAUGUUGUACUGAAACUUGAAUUCCCUAAACGAGACAUGAAGUUUGCAUUGAAAGAAUUAACAAUCUUCAAGAAGUUUGUCAAAGAGGGUAAAGCAACCAUUAAAAUUCCUGACAGGAACAUACAAUUUUUGCUAUCAAAUUGUCCGCCAGAUAAACUCAUUAUGUUUCUCAAAACCAUGCACACCAAACUUGAAUGUCAUAAACAAAAACCACCUGUUCAUGAUCGGAAGCGUUUGUUGUCAGAUAGGCCAAAAACAUUUGAGGACAUAAGUCCACUUACUCUGAAAGACCUUCAGACAGUUCAUGAAAUGAGAGCGAAAAAUGUUGAAAACAAAUCGGACAUGUUCACACCAAAGGGAAAAGGGAAGCGAAAAAGAGAAAAUGAUGAAAAAGAAAAUGUUCUACCCCAGGGCGUGAAAAUGGCUCGUAAACUCGUGUCCACCAGCUGUAGCCCUUUUAAACCUGUGCUGAACCCAGUCAAGCUGAACAAGGGACAAACGUCUGUACUGGAUGCCAUCAUCAGUAGGAAGAAUGUGUUCUUUACAGGCAGUGCUGGGACAGGCAAAUCCUUCCUACUGCGGAGAAUUAUUGGUGCUUUGCCACCCCAACACACUUAUGCAACAGCCAGUACAGGUGUAGCCGCUUGCCACAUAGGGGGAAUAACUCUGCAUUCCUUUGCAGGUAUAGGCUCCGGCCGUGCAGAUCUUCAGCAGUGCGUGGAGCUGGCUUCACGGCCACUUGUCAUACAGCAAUGGAAGAAAUGUCAACAUCUCAUCAUUGACGAAAUAUCCAUGGUGGAGGGUGACUUCUUUGAUAAAUUGGAAACCGUAGCAAGAGUAGUAAAGCAGAAUGAUCUUCCCUUUGGAGGAAUACAGCUGAUUCUAUGUGGCGAUUUUCUACAGUUGCCACCUGUUACCAAGGGCUCAGAUAAAAGGAAGUUUUGUUUCCAGGCAAAGACAUGGCCAAAGUGUGUCCAGUUGAACAUGGAGCUGACAGAGGUGAAAAGACAAUCAGACAACCACUUCAUCAACAUCCUACAGAACGUCAGACUCGGCAGAUGUCCUGACAUUGUUGAAACAACACUUCGAGCAACAGCGAAACAUAACAUUCAGAAGGAUGGUAUCCUAGCAACACGACUUUGUACACACAAGGAGGAUGUGGACCAGAUCAACAAGUACCAGAUGGAGAAGCUCAAUGCCACGUCGAAGGUAUUUUUAUCUACAGACAAUGACACAUCCUACGCCAAACAAAUAGACAGCCUGUGUCCUGUCCCGCACAAACUGGAGCUCAGGGUGGGCACACAGGUGAUGCUAGCCAAGAAUCUGGAGGUACAUCGAGGCCUAGUCAAUGGAGCCAGAGGGCUGGUCACUGGUUUUGAGAAGGGAGGCGAAGGUUUACCAAUCGUGAAAUUUCUGUCUGGACUUGAGGAGGUCAUCAAACCUGCACGGUGGACAUUUAAAGCUGCAGGGGCAGUCUACCUGACACGGAGACAGAUUCCCCUCAAACUGGCCUGGGCAAUCUCCAUACACAAGAGUCAGGGGAUGACAUUGGACUGUGUGGAGAUCACAGUCUCCAAGGUGUUUGAAUCAGGCCAGGCCUAUGUAGCGUUGUCACGUGCCAAGAGUCUGGAGGGACUGCGAGUGCUGGACUUUGACAGAGGAUGUGUGCGUGCAAACCCCGAUGUACUCAAGUUCUAUCACAAACUAGACUUAACUCGCAGGAUGUUACAAACCAACAUAGAGGAGUAUUCUUGAUAUUCAUGAUGUCUAGGGAGAAAUAUCAGAGAUGGAAGUUGUACUUGAUAUUUGUGAUGUCUAGGGAGAAAACUCAAAGAUGGACGUUGUACUUGAUAUUUGUGAUGUCUAGGGAGAAAUAUCAAAUAUGAAUGUUGUACUUGAUAGUUGUGAUGUCUAGAGAGAAAUCUCAAAGAUGAAUGUCAUACUUGAUAGUUGUGAUGUCUAGGGAGAAAUAUCAAAGAGGGACGUUGUACUUGAUAUUUGUGAUGUCUAGGGAGCAAUAUCAAAUAUGAAUGUUGUACUUGAUAGUUGUGAUGUCUAGAGAGAAAUCUCAAAGAUGAAUGUCAUA
Molecule: messenger RNA, 2308 nt
Organism: Mizuhopecten yessoensis (Yesso scallop)
Lineage: Eukaryota; Metazoa; Mollusca; Bivalvia; Pectinida; Pectinidae
Product: ATP-dependent DNA helicase PIF1-like
Exons: 11
Coding region: 103-1977 (624 amino acids)
Biological process (GO): telomere maintenance; DNA repair
Molecular function (GO): DNA helicase activity
Source: RefSeq, a predicted model, not a curated record